GAGUGCGCAGGUCUGACUGUGUGUGAGGAGACUGCACUGACACACACACAACAGAGGGGCUGGGGCGCACUCCGUGUAAUUACGGGAGGACACUCACUGAGCAAGGACUGGGCGCAUUCACUCCACUGUAAUUACGGCAAGUGACAAGAGAAGAGGCUGCGAGUAUAACACUGCGGGGCCGCUCACUGCGCAGUGAGACUCAGGCAGGACCCUGGAGCCUAGAGGUUGGCACUAAGAUGCCAGGGUUGGUGAGCAGAAAUAUGGAUCUGGAGUUUGACUCCCUGCAACCUUGCUUCUACCCAGACGAAGAUGAUUUUUACCUGUGUGGCCCAGACUCUGCACCCCCAGGGGAAGACAUCUGGAAGAAGUUUGAAUUGCUCCCCACACCCCCUCUUUCCCCUAGCCGUUCUGGGCUGCACGGUGAUCCUCUCUCUCCAGGGCUGCCUGGGGAUUAUGGGGAUUCAGUGGACUGGGCAUCUGAGCUGUUGCUGUUGCCUCCUGAAACUGAUCUGCUUGGAGGUUCUAGCUGGGGAGAACUUGGAUUGCCCCCCUGCAAUGUAAAAUCCUUCAUUAUCCAGGACUGUAUGUGGAGUGGCUUCUCUGCCCGAGAAAAGCUAGAGAGGGCCGUCAGUGAGAAGCUGGGCAAGGCAUCAUGCACCCCAGAGCCAACCGUUCCUCAUCCCCCUAGUUCAACAGUGGGCAGCUCUGUGUCAGGACGUGGGGUGGACAUGAAUAAUCCGACGGCACAUCAUUGUGUUGAUCCAGCCGUGGUGUUUCCAUUCCCAUUUAACAAGGGGGAGAGCUGCAGGACUGCCCCCAGCACUGCCAACCCUCCACCCUGUACAACCACAAAUGUGCCAACAACCAUAACAGCUAGGAAUUGCACUCAGCCUUGCACCACCGGCUCCAGCUCUGGAGAGGAGAGCCACAGCGAAUCCGAUGACGAUGAUGAUGACGAAGAAGAAGAAGAGGAGGAUGAAGAAGAGGAAGAAAUUGAUGUUGUCACAGUGGAGAAAAGGCGCAACUCAUCCAACAAAUCUGUAACGUCCCUUACAAUCACCGUACGACCUAAGAAUACCAUCUUGGUGUCAACGAAGGCUGCUCAGAAUGAGGUGAUCCUCAAGCGAAGCGCUCCAGUUCACCAGCAGCACAAUUACGCAGCUCCCUCGCCAUACGCGGAAACCGAAGAGGUGGCUCCACCUCAAAAGAAGCAGAAGAAUGAGUUGCCGCGCCUAGUCAAGAGCGUGGUGCCUGCCAAGCCAAAAAGCUCCAGUCCUCGCAAUUACGACUCGGAGGACAGCGAGAGACGGCGAAACCACAACAUACUGGAGCGACAACGGCGCAAUGACUUGAGGUCGAGUUUCCUGACGUUAAGGGACCAUGUACCAGAACUCAUUAAAAACGAGAAAGCCGCUAAAGUCGUCAUCCUGAAAAAAGCCACUGACUACGUUCAUUCCCUGCAUGAGGACGAGCGGAAACUCUUAUUGGAAAAAGAGAAACUGCAGCUCCGACAACAACAGUUGCUCAAGAAAAUCGAACGCUUGCGGACUUGCUAAACUUUUUCCUGUUUUUGUUCUUUGCCGUUUUUUUUUUUUGAUAUUGUUCAUUUGGUUUUCCUCUCCCGGAACUGUUGAUGCCACUUUGCACAUUUUUGGAUUCUUUAAAAAGAAGAGAAACAGUUUUGACGUUAAGAAUGUUGGUUUCAUUUCAUUCCAGUUAACUCCUCAGCUCUGGGGGGAUAAACAAUGGUGUUUUCUCUCCUUGAGUUUUUGAACAACUGGAUGAUGCUUAGAGGUUUUGAGUAGACUGCCAAAAUCAUUUACUGUACACUUUUAUAUGGUUUUUGUUUUUUAACGUAAACCUUUUUUGUUCUCCUAAACCCUUAGAAGAUAAGAGGAGGGUCGCAUUUUUUAUGCAUUAUUUCCGAGCUGCUGUUUUUUUAUUCCUCUACAUUUUCUUUAUGGUGCUCAUAUUUUUGGUAAUGUUACUCCAGAGGACUAGCACUUAUUACCUCUGGGUACAUUUUUGUAAAUACACACUGUUCAUGCCAUUUGCCUUUUUUUGUACUUAUUCUCGGGCUAGCCAGGUAGCCCUCCCCCCACACUUACCAAUAAUUAGACUGGAAGCUCAGACCUAAGUACUUUAAUUACCUCAAUGUUUGAGGCGCAUGUUUUGUAUACAAAUAUAUUGUUAAUCUCUCGUUAUGUACUGUACUAAUUCUUACACUGCCUGUAUACUUUAGUAUGAUCCUGAUACAUAACUAAAUUUGAUACUUAUAUUUUCGUAUGAAAAUGAGUUGUGAAAGUUUUGAGUAGAUAUUACUUCAUCACUUUUUGAGCUAUACACUUUUUUGUAAAGAAAAUUAUUAUGUCUAUUCCUUCUUGGUUUUUCUUAGCCUGUUCCUUUCUCGUUUUUUAUGUCUUUUUUUUUGUUCAUGUUUCGGGCAUAGAACUGGAUCAUUUCAGAGUUUGUGUGUUUCUGUUUUUUUUCUUUCCUUUUUCUCCUUUCCAAACAAUGUACAUUUUUAGUGCUUUAUCUAUUAGCACUUUGAAAUACCUCAUGUUUAUGAAAAUAAAUAGUGAAAUAAAAA
Messenger RNA from Xenopus laevis (African clawed frog), 2590 nucleotides. RefSeq names its product MYCN proto-oncogene, bHLH transcription factor S homeolog (gene mycn.S). Gene Ontology annotation, molecular function: protein dimerization activity; DNA-binding transcription factor activity. Gene Ontology annotation, cellular component: nucleus. Lineage: Eukaryota; Metazoa; Chordata; Amphibia; Anura; Pipidae. Gene Ontology annotation, biological process: regulation of DNA-templated transcription. The record is from RefSeq and is marked provisional.